AUGCUAAUUGAGCGUGGGUUAUUGUCAAUAAUGGCUUCCAAAUGUUCAGGUACAUGGUCGACCUAUAAGACAUACACAACGGCCAAUGGUUGUCCGUUCAUGAAGCCUGAAGGCCCUCCGGCUGAUGGGCGCACACUCGCCCUCAAUGACCACCAUUUGGUAGAAUCGUUGGCUCAUUUCAACCGGGAGAAGAUCCCUGAGCGAGCAGUGCACGCCAAAGGUGCCGCAGCUUAUGGGGAAUUCGAGGUGACUGCCGACAUUUCCGAUAUCUGUAACAUUGACAUGCUGCUAGGCGUGGGAAAGAAGACGCCGUGUGUGACGCGCUUCUCGACUACCGGGCUGGAGCGAGGUUCUGCCGAGGGAAUGAGAGACUUGAAGGGGAUGGCCACCAAAUUCUACACCAAGGAAGGGAAUUGGGACUGGGUGUGCCUCAACUUUCCCUUCUUCUUCAUCCGGGAUCCUCUCAAAUUCCCGAGUCUAAUGCAUGCACAACGACGCGACCCUCGGACCAACCUCCUGAACCCCAAUAUGUACUGGGACUGGGUGACAUCUAACCACGAGUCUCUUCACAUGGUUCUGCUGCAGUUCAGUGACUUCGGCACCAUGUUCAACUGGCGCUCCUUGAGUGGGUAUAUGGGUCAUGCCUACAAGUGGGUUAUGCCGAAUGGCUCCUUCAAAUAUGUGCACAUAUUCCUGUCCUCGGACCGCGGACCCAACUUCAGCCAGGGCGAACAAGCCAAAGACAACUCCGAUCUCGACCCUGACCAUGCUACACGGGACCUGUACGAGGCCAUUGAACGAGGAGACUACCCCACCUGGACGGCCAAUGUGCAGGUGGUGGAUCCGGCCGAAGCUCCCGAUCUCGGCUUCAACAUUCUUGAUGUAACCAAGCACUGGAACCUGGGCACCUACCCCAAGGAUCUUCCAAAGAUCCCUUCACGUCCAUUCGGAAAGUUGACGCUGAAUCGCAUCCCGGAUAACUUCUUCGCCGAAGUCGAACAACUGGCCUUCUCCCCUUCCAAUAUGGUGCCCGGCGUCCUGCCCUCGGAAGAUCCCAUCCUCCAGGCGCGCAUGUUUGCCUAUCCAGACGCCCAGCGCUACAGGCUCGGCCCCAACCACCACAAAAUUCCCGUUAAUCAAUGCCCAAUGACUUUCAACCCAACUCUUCGUGACGGUACGGGCACUUUUGACGCCAACUAUGGAUCUUUGCCUGGCUACGUGUCCGAAUCGCAGGGCGUGAAUUUUGCACGUCCCCAGGAGCACGACCCCAAGUUCAACGCAUGGCUGUCGCAGCUCUCAUCCAGGCCCUGGAUGCAGACCAACGAGAACGACUAUAAGUUUCCGCGGGACUUUUACAACGCGCUGCCUGAGUUCCGGAGCCAGGAGUUUCAAGAUAAAAUGGUGGAAAAUAUCAUUGCGUCGGUGGCCCAGACUCGCAGGGAGAUUCGCGAGAAGGUCUACCACACCUUCCAUCUGGUUGAUCCGGAGCUGUCUGCACGGGUGAAGCGAGGGGUGGAGAAGAUGGAUGCGUCUUUCAAACAAGUCUCUCUUUCCAGGCUCUGA
Aspergillus fumigatus Af293 is the source of this 1563-nucleotide messenger RNA. RefSeq names its product catalase easC (gene fgaCat). Gene Ontology annotation, cellular component: mitochondrion; cytoplasm; peroxisome. Lineage: Eukaryota; Fungi; Ascomycota; Eurotiomycetes; Eurotiales; Aspergillaceae. Gene Ontology annotation, biological process: hydrogen peroxide catabolic process; response to hydrogen peroxide. Gene Ontology annotation, molecular function: heme binding; catalase activity. The record is from RefSeq and is a predicted model, not a curated record.